This is a messenger RNA of Monodelphis domestica (gray short-tailed opossum), 5116 nucleotides long. NCBI's taxonomy places the organism in Eukaryota, Metazoa, Chordata, Mammalia, Didelphimorphia, Didelphidae. The record is from RefSeq and is a predicted model, not a curated record.
CCCGGCUGGUUCUGGUCUGGAGUCGGAAGCUUGGGAGCCCCUGACCCGGGCGAACGGCAGCGAGUGUUCUUACAGACUACUAUGGAAAAGAAAAAAGGAAACUAGGAGAUUUUCUUAUCAGUUUUCCUUCCAACAUAGUGAUCCUGUGACUUUCCUUCUAUAUUUCAAGAUAUUACUUUCUAAAAGAUUUUCAUGGUGACAAUUGGCACCUCUGGGACCCAAGUGAGGACCUCCAGUCUCUGGGACUGCCUCCCAGAAGAAUUCUUCUUGAAGGUCUUUCCCAGAGGAUGGGCUCCCAUCUUGGACCUAACCCAAAUUUUUUCUGAACCAAGGAAUACAGACCCACACGGUCACAUUACUAGCUGGUUGCAUUCUGUUCAGUAGCUCACUCUGGCAAGAAUGGUCUGUGUUUCAAAUUGCGGACGCAUGAGAAGAUUCUGUAAUUGAAAAGCAAUUCUUCCUGCUGCUGGAAAAUGUUACAGAAGUGAUACCUACCAAAUUUCGAUGCAAACUAUCCAAACAGGAACAAAUGUAGGGGAAGCUUAGCCUUGCUUGUGGAUUGAAUGCGUUCAAGUGAUUAGCUUUCCAGCCCCCCCCCCGACAGGAGCAAAUACUAUUGGAGCACUGAAUUGGGACUUUGUAUGCUGAAUCCUGGCUUGAUCUCUAUACAAUUGUGUGUAUGUUGUUGGAACUGGCUGGCCAACCGGCCCUGAAACCAGCAGGUGCUAUCUAUAUGGAGAAAAGCGGCUGUAGCCCAUUUCCAAUAUGUUGGGCUAAAGAAUAUGACAGAUACCUAGCAUCUAGCAAAACCAUGGCAGCUGCUUACCUUGAUCCAAACUUGAAUCACGCCCCAACUUCAAGUACAAAGACACACCUCAGUACUGGGAUGGAGCGUUCUCCUGGGGCAAUGGAGCGAGUAUUAAAAGUCUUUCAUUAUUUCGAAAACAGUAGUGAGCCAACCACAUGGGCCAGUAUUAUCAGGCAUGGAGAUGCCACUGAUGUUAGGGGCAUCAUUCAGAAGAUAGUGGACAGUCACAAAGUAAAGCAUGUGGCCUGUUACGGAUUUCGACUCAGUCAUCUUCGUUCGGAGGAAGUUCACUGGCUACAUUUGGAUAUGGGUGUUUCCAAUGUGAGGGAAAAAUAUGAACUAGCCCACCCACCGGAGGAGUGGAAAUAUGAGUUGAGAAUUCGUUACUUGCCAAAAGGAUUUCUGAACCAGUUUACAGAAGACAAGCCAACUUUGAAUUUCUUUUAUCAGCAGGUGAAAAACGACUAUAUGUUAGAAAUAGCUGAUCAAGUGGACCAGGAAAUUGCUUUGAAGUUGGGUUGCCUUGAAAUACGGAGAUCCUACUGGGAGAUGAGGGGAAAUGCCCUAGAGAAGAAAUCUAACUAUGAAGUAUUAGAAAAGGAUGUUGGUUUAAAGAGAUUUUUUCCUAAGAGUUUGCUGGAAUCUGUCAAGGCCAAAACACUCCGAAAACUGAUACAGCAAACAUUUCGUCAAUUUGCCAAUCUUAAUAGAGAAGAAAGUAUUCUAAAAUUCUUUGAGAUUCUCUCUCCUGUAUACAGAUUUGAUAAAGAAUGCUUCAAAUGUGCUCUUGGGUCAAGCUGGAUCAUUUCUGUGGAGCUGGCAAUUGGCCCAGAAGAAGGCAUCAGUUACCUUACAGACAAGGGCUCCAAUCCUACACAUCUUGCAGACUUCAAUCAAGUUCAGACCAUUCAGUAUUCAAACAGUGAUGACAAAGACAGAAAAGGAAUGCUGCAACUCAAAAUAGCAGGAGCACCUGAGCCUCUCACAGUGACAGCCCCAUCUUUAACCAUUGCAGAGAAUAUGGCUGACUUAAUAGAUGGAUAUUGCCGACUAGUUAAUGGAGCCACACAAUCUUUUAUCAUUAGACCCCAGAAAGAAGGUGAACGAGCCUUACCAUCCAUACCAAAGCUAGCCAACAAUGAGAAGCAAGGAGUAAGGACACAUACAGUCUCUGUAUCAGAUGAAAUUAGUGGGGACGAAACAGAUGACUAUGCUGAGAUUAUAGAUGAAGAAGAUACUUAUACAAUGCCCUCAAAAAGCUAUGGAAUAGAUGAAGCCAGGGAUUAUGAGAUACAAAGAGAAAGGAUAGAACUUGGACGCUGUAUUGGAGAAGGCCAGUUUGGAGAUGUGCAUCAAGGAGUUUACAUGAGUCCUGAGAAUCCAGCAAUGGCAGUUGCAAUUAAAACAUGUAAAAACUGUACCUCAGACAGUGUGAGAGAAAAAUUUCUUCAAGAAGCCUUAACAAUGCGUCAGUUUGACCAUCCACAUAUUGUGAAGUUGAUUGGAGUUAUAACAGAAAAUCCUGUCUGGAUAAUCAUGGAGCUCUGCACACUAGGGGAGCUGAGGUCAUUUCUACAAGUGAGAAAAUACAGUUUGGAUCUGGCAUCUUUGAUUCUAUAUGCUUACCAGCUUAGUACAGCCCUUGCCUACCUAGAAAGUAAAAGAUUUGUGCAUAGGGAUAUUGCUGCUAGAAAUGUGCUGGUAUCAUCAGCUGACUGUGUAAAAUUAGGAGAUUUUGGUUUGUCUCGAUAUAUGGAAGAUAGUACUUACUACAAAGCUUCCAAAGGAAAAUUACCUAUUAAAUGGAUGGCUCCAGAGUCAAUCAACUUUAGACGUUUUACCUCAGCGAGUGAUGUGUGGAUGUUUGGUGUAUGCAUGUGGGAAAUUUUGAUGCAUGGUGUAAAGCCUUUCCAAGGAGUGAAGAACAAUGAUGUAAUUGGUCGAAUUGAGAAUGGUGAACGGUUACCAAUGCCUCCAAAUUGCCCUCCUACCCUCUACAGCCUUAUGACAAAAUGCUGGGCAUAUGAUCCCAGCAGACGACCCAGGUUUACUGAACUCAAAGCACAGCUCAGUACAAUACUGGAGGAGGAGAAGCUUCAGCAAGAAGAACGAAUGAGAAUGGAAUCAAGAAGACAGGUCACUGUGUCCUGGGAUUCAGGAGGCUCAGACGAAGCUCCUCCCAAGCCCAGCCGACCUGGUUAUCCUAGUCCAAGAUCCAGUGAAGGCUUUUAUCCUAGUCCACAACAUAUGGUACAAGCCAAUCAUUACCAGGUCUCUGGCUAUCCUGGUUCUCAUGGAAUAACAGCCAUGGCUGGUAGCAUUUAUCCUGGUCAGGCAUCUCUGUUGGAUCAAACAGAGUCUUGGAACCAUCGACCUCAAGAGGUAUCAAUGUGGCAGCCCAACAUGGAGGACUCUACCACAUUGGACAUGAGGGGAUUAAGCCAAGUCCUUCCAGCACAUCUUAUGGAAGAGAGGUUGAUACGGCAGCAGCAAGAAAUGGAAGAAGAUCAACGUUGGCUUGAGAAGGAGGAAAGAUUUUUGAAACCUGAUGUGAGGCUCUCUCGAGGCAGCAUUGACAGAGAAGAUGGAAGUCUUCAGGGUCCGACUGGUAACCAGCACAUAUAUCAGCCUGUGGGUAAGCCAGAUCAUGCCGCUCCACCAAAGAAACCCCCUCGCCCAGGAGCACCCAGCCAUCUGGGAAGCCUCGCCAGCCUCAGCAGCCCCGUGGAUAGCUAUAAUGAGGGAGUGAAGCUGCAGCCCCAGGAAAUCAGCCCCCCUCCUACUGCCAAUCUGGACCGCUCCAAUGACAAAGUCUAUGAGAAUGUAACUGGCCUGGUGAAAGCUGUAAUAGAAAUGUCCAGCAAAAUCCAGCCCGCGCCUCCAGAGGAAUAUGUUCCUAUGGUAAAGGAAGUUGGUUUGGCCCUAAGAACAUUGCUAGCAACAGUGGAUGAAACCAUUCCUGUGCUCCCAGCAAGCACUCACAGAGAGAUUGAGAUGGCCCAAAAGCUGCUGAACUCGGACUUGGGUGAGCUGAUCAACAAGAUGAAACUGGCCCAACAAUACGUCAUGACCAGCCUCCAGCAGGAAUACAAAAAGCAAAUGCUCACUGCCGCCCACGCGCUGGCCGUAGAUGCCAAAAACUUACUAGACGUCAUUGAUCAAGCCAGACUGAAAAUGCUGGGCCAGGCCAGGCCGCACUGAGAGCAUUAAUGAGCCUCGUCUCCGUCUCACUCUUUGAAGAUGUUGUCCAGCCUUCCACCAGCAGCGAAGAUGAAUCCUGUGUGUUCCUUGGGUUGCCACCAACUCCUGCUCCGUCUUGUAGAAUGACAGCUGGUAGAAAACUGUUGCUCAAUUCAAGUUUAACCGUGGAAUUUUUUUCUUUUUUCUUUUUUUUUCCUUUUUCUUUUUGAUCAUGAUGUUCAAAUGUCCUGGGAUCCAGAAAUGGGACUUUUUGAGAAUGAAGUUUAUACAGCAGAAGCUGGUAAGACUCACAAAGAACAGUUUCAUUUUCCAUACCAUUCUAGAGGAUGUGUGUGGCCCAGAGGGGUCGAGGGAUUAAAAUUUUAUAGCUUGGCCUGUACAAGCUGUAGAUUGGAAAAAAGAAAAAAAGAAAAAGUAUUGUCAAGUGGAGAAUUCUGGGAAACCCAAAGGGCUGAGAAUUCUUUUGCCUACAGUACAGAUAUUAUCCAGACUGGAAUUUUUAAAAUUGAAAUACUUUAAGUUGCAAUAUGUUAAUCCCAAUUUACAGAGAAAGAAAAUCAAAGCUAUAUUUUGAAGACUUCAGUCAUUUCAGAACAAACUAAAGUUCUUUCCAUCUUUCCUGCCUUUUCCUUUCAUGUGGAUGUGUGAAGCAUUUGGUCGGAAAGUAGCUAUAGAACACAACUGAAAAAACUCUUCUCUUUUUUCACCAGAAUAAUGUGCCAGUUUUUUGUAGCAAUGUUAUUUUCCAUGAAAGCAGAAAUGCUGCUUUGUACCAGAGCACACUUAAAGUGCAUUUGGAAAAGAGGUUCUGUACCCAUCCCUGUUCCCCAUUUUUAUAUAAUUUAUAAAGAAAGAUUAAAGCCAUGUUGAAUAUUUUAAAAAGCCGCUGUAGUUAACUAACCCAUCAUUGUGUGUCCUCCUUCUGGGGAAAGCACUCCCAUAGAGUGGUUGUGUUUUCCUUUGUUUUCGAGUUAUUCCAUCCUUUCUGUUAAAUAAUAAUGAAAAAACACACUCCCUUUAGUUUGUUGGGGGAAAUAAAUUAUUCUCAGGAAGAAUAUAAUGAACUGUACAGUUACUUUGACCUAUUAAAAAGGUGUUACCAGUGAA